CGGUAUGCGAGCCAGCAAGUCGACGAAAACGGCACGAUAAUUAUUUUAAAUGUAAGUUACGUUAAUGAGAAUACAUUUGUGACGUCUGUUGGUCAGUAUUACUGUCAUGUGAAGUGAGAUCAUGGCUGGAAGUUGUGUUCGAGUUGACCCACGCUGUGUCGAGUUCAACGACGUGAAAGUCGGACAGAUUUACAAGACUACCGUCACGGCAACAAAUGUUGGAAAAGCUUCGACGAAAAUAAGGUUUGAAAAGCCUGGGUUAAAGUUGUUUAAGUUCACAGCAUCUACCUUGGCCAAGGUGGUGGCUCCAGGUCUGUCUGUGAGCGGCCUGCUGGAGUUUACUCCAGAGGAAGAGGAGGAGGUCAGAGACUGCCUUCUGAUUCAUAUAGAUGAUGUAGAAACAAUCACAAUUCCACUGAUGUGGUUUCCCAGGGUUUUUUCCUUCCAAAUGGACUCAGUGCUAGACUUUGGGUGUAUUGCUGCAAGCAGUCGGUUGAUCAGCAAACAGCACCAAAUAACCAAUCAGGGAUCAGCACCUGGUGUGUUCCAGGUUCAGUACAGUGGAGACGCCUCAGUCAAACUCUCACCCUGCAGUGGAGUCAUAGCAGCUGGUGCCACCCAGUGGCUUAAAGUGGAGCUGCGCACAGACAGACCAAGGCACAUUGAUGAAAAGGCUAUGGUGAAACUGGAGAAUUGCUCUGCUGUAGUUCUCAACAUAAAGGCUGAGGUGGUGGAACAGCAUCUUGAGGUUUUUGACCGAAAGGGCAAUCCACUCUCUUGUCUGUGGUUUGGACCUGUAUACUUUGGAACGUCCCAUGUGGAGAAUGUGGUUCUGAGAAAUAAUGCGCCCGAGGCAUGUGACUGGGUUUGCCUGCUGCAGGAUACGGCUGCUGGGAUUGAGGUGGGAACAGACCUCCAGAAGAGCACAGACGCCGCCCUGCUGGAGAGAAUGCAGAAGAGCAGUUCAGCCACCCGUGACGUCUCUCAGGUCUUGGUGUGUGUUCCCAAACAGGGCCGACUGGGACCGUAUGGAAAAACCACUGUGGCAGUGUGCUUCAGCCCUCAAUGCAAGAGACGGGAAGAGAAGAAGCUUGAUUACUCGGCCAGCAGACAAGACUACUGUCUCUUCCUGCUGUUUGAGUCAUUGGGAAGCAGAUAUGGCUUCGUUCACCAUGAUGGUAAAAGCAGUGUGGAGCUGGCAGUGACAGGCUCCGGACUGCCUGUGUGUCUGGUGCCCAGUCCCUCUCAUAGAUAUGAUUUCCUCACUUGUGUGCUGGGCCAACGUGUGGACCUGCUGUGUGUGCUUCAAAACCUCUGUCCUCAACUUCCUGUCAAUUUCCGCUUCCCAAAGUUAGCACAUUUCUCCACCAAGCCCUCCUCUGGGACUAUUGCUCCUGGACAAUGCCAGGAUGUGGUCUUAUCUUUCACUGCACGGCAGCAAGGGAGCUUUCAGCUGUGUCAGAAGCUAGAUGUCUUGGGUCCUGCUGUUCAGAGAGAAGGCAUCACUGCUGAUUCUGUUCAUGAACUUGAGCUUCACAGCUUCCACACAAUUACUCUAAACCUGUCCGCUGUCUGCUGCAAUGAGACCACACAGCCUGUCCCUCAACUGAAUCCUGGCAUCACUCCAGCAGUGACUAAUCCAACUGGAUCACUCCCUCACGUUCGGUCAAGUGACCUGGCUCGCUGUCGUGAGAUGGUGCCUCAUGCUGUCCUCAGCGCCGGCAAAACACUACUCCAUGAACAUCGCAGGCAGAGGAAUCAAAAUACAGGGGCUGAGGAGUUCCUGGCCUUUCCUAAUGACCGAGCCAUGAGUAUCAGGCCUGCCUCUGCACACCAACAGUACAGGACCAUCUUCACUGGUGUACACCGCUAUAGCUAUGUGGACACCAACUACGCCUUUACUGAUGAAGAGGAGAAGCAGAGGCAGCGGCAGCGACAGAUUUACAGCGACUUCAUCGUACAGCUCAGACAUACACGCCUACAGAAACAAACAGAGAGACAGCUGGAAAAAGGGGUGGAAGAUGUGGACAUUUGCAUUGUUCCCUCUCAAGGGCUUGAUCCACCUUUAGUCCGCAUCAGCGACCUGGAGAGCAGUAAUAUCUCAGAGACCAAGCCAAACUAUCGCCAAGCUUCCUCAGCAGCUAAACACAGCUCCAACCAAGACAUGACAUCUAUCACGCGGCAGGUUGACAGUCAGGCAGUGAGUGCAGUUCCCUCUACCAGCCAGGAGGUGGCAGACUGCAACAGGACUCUGACAGCUCAGGAGCUUUUCCAAGUUUGCAUAGGCAAGGAUCAAUUCAAAAGUCCAUUGUUAGUGGACUUUGGAGAGGUGUGUGUGCAGUCAGUGUGUGUUCAGAAGCUGGAUCUGGUCAAUCAUCUGCCCGCGUUUGUCUGGGUGCAGCUGGAGGUGGACUGCCCUGAGCUGCAGGGCUCUUCCCCCCUCUCCUAUGUCCUGCCCCCCAACUCCCUCACCACCCUACCACUGACCUUCCAAAGCACCAAGCUCGGACACUUCUACAGACCUGUAUCCUACUCUGUGAACCAGCAACAACCGGGUCAGAUUCUGGUCCAGGCCCAGGUCGUCCCCUUGGCUCUGGAGCUGUCCACUACCCUGCUGGUGCUCCGCCCUUCCCACACUCUGCUUGCUGGAUCAGGAUACAGGAGCUCAGUUACCGUUAGAAACCAGCGUAACCAGGCCGCAGAAUUCACAUGGAGACCAGUAGUUACAGAAAGUGGCAUCCUGUUCUCCAUUCGACCAGCUACAGGUACAAUCGAGCCAUACAGGGAAUUGGACUGCGAAGUAGUGUGGUAUCCCUCCUUCUCCUCCCCAUCAAAAGGAGACUUUGACCUCUGCGUCCAUGAGGGCAACACACAACGCCUGCACUGUGUUGCUAAGGUUGGGUCCACAAGUGUCCAGCUGGCAGAGGAACAGGUCUUUUUUGCAAAUGUGCCUCUUAACAUGCCUUCUAUAAGAAGUGCAGUCUUACGCAACAGUGGAAAAAACCAUGCCUACUUCCAGGUGCUAGAUGUGUGCCCUCUGCCAGGCUUGGAGCUGAGUCCAUCUGAGGGUGUGGUCCCAUGUGGGGGGCAGGCUGCGCUCAAGAUCCAUCUCAACUCCGACUCUGUCAUCAGGUUUGACACCAGGGUGAAGAUAGCUCUGAGGAACAUGAAGUCCAUUGAGCUCAGAGUGGGUGGAUACGUAGAGACUCCAAUUGUAGACAUUAGUGUGUCGCAUUUCCACUUUUACGGGGUCUAUGCUGGUUCUCAGCGAUCAAUACCGUUCACUCUCACAAACCAAUCAUCAGCCUCAGCCCAGGUUACCUUUGACCUGGCGGACUACACUGACUUCUCUGUGAGGUUCCCCCAGCCCUCAGCCAGUGCAGAGAAAGAGCCAGGUGUGAGUGUUGUGGAGCUCCAUGGCAACCAGACAGUGGACUGUUCCCUUGUCUUCUCCCCAACCCAGGCAGCAGGCUAUGACUUUGACCUGCCGUUGAUGGUCAACGGGGUGAGAUGGCCCACUGCUUCGCUAUCUCCUCUCCCCACUCCAUCCUCCUCAUCCACCUCACUGUCAGAUGGCAGCAGGAAGCAUGUCGCCAAACCCCUUCCCCAGUCUGUCACCAUGGCGACACAACGGUCACUGCGCAUACAGGCCACAGUACUGUGCGCACCACUGGAAAUGUCACCCUCCAGCCUAGAGUUCCAAGUGGACCCCCUGGCUACACAGUUUGAUGCUAACACUAAGACUGUGGAGCUGAAAGCAGUGUGUGAAGAGAGUGUGUUUUGGCGCAGGUGUGUCGGGAAACAUGUGAAUUGGUGGUUUGACUGCGGAACAAAAGCAAUACCAACAGAGCAAAGAAGAGAUGGGGAGCUGUGUUCGGUGUGUCCAUCAUCGGGCAGUCUGGGGCCCGGUCAGUCCAUCUGCUUGACGGUCAGCAUCCACCCUGAGGCCAUCACAACAGGGUCUGGCAGAGUGACCAAACUGUCCCUCCCUCUUUACCUGGAAGAGGAGGGAGGGGAGGGGAUGAGAGGAGAGAUGAGACAUCAAUCGCACAGAGAGCUGUCCAUCACUAUUACCCUCCAGCUUCCUUGUAUAAAAAUCCAGCCCCCUCAAAUCCUCCUCACACCAGUACCCCUGGAAAGCAAUGCAACUGCCACACUCACCCUGCUGGCCUCAGGAUAUCCUAGUGGAACCAUGGUAUCAGCUGAAGUCGAUGAGGUUGUACUGGAGGAUGGGACAAAGAUAAAGCCUGUUUCGGUCAUCUUUCCAGAGGGUAGCAACAUCCCUGCACAAAAACAUGAUCAGAGACAGCUUGUAGGCAUUCAGAACCAGGAGGCCAACGUGACCCCUCUGACCUGCACUGUGUCCUUCUGCUCCUCGACCCCUCUGUCCGUCUGCACAACCAUCACCUUCACUGACCACCUCCACAACAGGUUCAAGGUUAAGCUGUUUGCUAUCGCUGACAACUGUGUGUUGACAGUCUGGCCCUACAUGGCUCUGCACCGCUCUGAGCAACAGAUAGUUCUCAAGACUGGUACCAAGCAUGGGACCACAGCUGUUGAGGUGAUCCUUCGGUGCUAUCACACACCAAGUCCUGCCUCUGGUCCGUCUUCAUCAUCCUCCUCCUCCUCAUCCUUUGAUCACAACAGCUCAACAAACAAGAAAACAACCUCAGAUUCCUUUCCCAACAGUGACAGUGUGAGCGGCCAGACCAGCAGGAAUACAGACGUUUCUCCUAACACCCCAAUCAAUCUCGGCACCCCAGAAUUCCCUGCUGCCGACUCUGAGGAAGGACUAUAUUACCAGAAUGUAUUAUUGGCUGUGGAGAGGUGGUUUAGCCUGUUUGGAUGGCCGAGUGGACCAAACCCUAUCUCUGUGCCACACACGCUCAGAAGAGUUGUGUCAAAAAUCCAAAUGAAUCCUUCCACUGGACGGACUUAUCGAGUCAGUCAAAAUAAAGACUCCAGGUCUGUAGUGGGCAUGCUUCAUCACCUGACUGGCAAACAGAUCCCUGGUAUUCCUCGGUGUCAGAUGUUUUCCAGUGAUAUAGACCAGUGCACCCAUCAGCUGCUGCAACAGCAUGAAGCUAUGCUCACUUUUCUCAGGGUGCAGGGAGCCAGCCUUUCUCACAUCAGACCAGAGUACCUGCUAGACGUGCAGGAGUUCAAACACUGGUGCUCCCUGCAGUCAAAUGAGGAAGAUCAUGGUUUGGACUACAGCAGUGUGGACUACGAGUCUCUGAGCAAACGAUCAUGGACUGACGUGUUGCUGCAAAUAUACAAGGUUCUUGUGUUGUGUCGUGUGUCAGAGAGGGGUUCAACCUCAUAUCUGAACCCUGAGGACAUAGAUGGAAUCCUCCCUGUGAGCUCACCGCCUCUGGCCAGUAACAUCUAUUCACCCUACGAGCUCCAGCUGCUCUAUUGGCUCAACAUGCAUUACAAGAGCAUGAGGAAGACCGUGUGGAGAACAGGUGGUGUCCCAUCAGCACGCUGGAUAGUGAAUUUUGACCUGGACUUGACAGAUGGACUGGUGCUAGCCGCUCUGCUUGCGGCCUACUGCCCGUUUCUGAUCUCCAGCCUUCGGAGGAUGUACACCACAACCAACAGCCUGGAACAGAUCCUUCACAACAACAUCAUAGUAGCCCAGGCUUUAACAGCACUCUCUCUCAACCUAGAUGUUCAGCCCACAGAUUUGUCAGACCCUAAUCCAGUGCAGAUGUUAAUCCUGUGUGUUCACCUGUAUGAGAGGCUGCCUCAGUACCUGCCACUGCAGACCAUCACUCUUUCAGGAGGCCUGCACAGCACUUUCAGCAAACAGGUGCGUCUCAAAAGCCCAUCAUCUGAGCCAAUCAAAUACCAGGUCUACAUUUUAGGAGAGGAUGCCCAUCUCUUCUCCCUCCCUAAUGGAUCUUCUGUCACCAUUCCUCCAAAGGCUAGCACUGAACUGGCCGUGCAGUUCAGCUGCUCCGUCUUUCAGCCGAUGGAGGCCGUCAUCCUGCUCAUCUCUAGCUCUCCUUCUGGCCUGAGCAGCACCACCCUCGCCUUCAAUCUGAAGACCCACGUCAGCCAUAUCACACCCACAAACACUGUGAAGUGCAAGUCUCCAUGCUACCAGCAGAAAGUGAUCCAAGUGCCAAUAAAUAACCCUUUCAAAAAAGAAGCUACGUUCAGGGUGGGGCUGGUGGAGUCUCUAUUCAACCCUGUGGAGCCUGAAAAGAAAAAAAACAGCCCUGUUCAAAAAGCAUCCUCUAAUACCAAUAUAAAGAAGAUGACUUCAGACAAGAGCUGCGGGGAUGAGAUGGAAGGGAAGGGUUCAGACUUCAAUGGUGAAUGCAGUGAGUUCCUGAGUGCAGUGAGGAGUGUUUGUCUGAAGCCAGGCCAAGCAGACACUCUGAGCAUCCACUACCUGCCCUUCUUCCCGGGCACCAAGUACUGCUCCGUGCUGCUGGGUUGCCCACAGGUGGGAGAUAUGGUGUACAUGGUGAAGGCCACAGCAGAGUUGCCUCUUCCCUCCCCUCUUACCGCUAGGCCCAGUGCUAACAUAGUCUCCAUCCCCAGCAACUCCGACCCAGCUGUGUUAGUAUCAGUACUCAGCCUACACUGCAAAGUGGGCCAGGUGUGUGAGGAGUUGCUGCGUGUGCCUCUGAUCAAUAUGGCCCGGGAGCAAGCUCUGGCUCUCUGGGGUCAGCGCAGCAUGAGCGCUGAUGAAUACAGGAGACGCAUGAUUACACACACUCUGCAUAGCAGCACCGUGAAGGCGACCACUGCUGCCCAACUCUUCAGAGGUGUUUACCAAGGUGAAGAAGUGGAAUACAGCGUGGAGGUUUCUUUGCCACAGAAAUUUGCUUUACCCAGUACCGUUACAGUACCUAUAAGAGAAGAAACCAGAACCCCAUGGGAGAAUCCUGCAGAUUGUGGCUGUGUGGACAUCCCAGUACGUUUCCAGGCGGACUGCGUGGGCCAGUUUACCUGUCAGGUGAUCCUGAGGUCCUGGUGUGAUACCAGGGUCUAUGUGCUUGAGGCACAGGUUACUUCACAGGGAGGAUCCGUCCACUUGGACUUCAGUUCACCUGCUCACCGUUCAGUCACACAAGACAUACCACUGCACAAUGAGACCCACCAAGACUGGAGAAUGCAGGCAGAGAUGUAUGGAGGAGGAUUUUUUGGCCCAAAGGUUUUGAAUGUGCCAGCAGGGACCAGAGCCUGCUACCCCCUCACCUUUCACCCUUCUGCACGAUGCACUGUCACGGGCAAGCUGUCCUUACAUAAUGACCAUGACGGUACUGAGCACGUGUUCACCCUGGGAGGAGUGGGAGAACACCCCCUGCCUGUGGACCAUGUGCUACUACAGUGCUCAGCAGGUCAAACUACACACACAGUGAUGAAUGUCCCCAACUACAGCCAGAACAAACUCACUCUCAAGGUGGAGACAGACCUGUCUGCUGUAAGUGGCCCCCCCUCCCUGGAGAUUGAACCUGGUCAAAGCGCUCCAUACACCCUGGCUGUGUCAUCAUUGAAACGAGGAAAACAAACAGGCAAUGUGUCAUUUACAGAAAUGUAUAACAUACAGGAGGCAGACAAGCAUAAAGCCUGUCAUUCAGGAAAUGUUCCCGGGUGCUACGAGGUUCAUUUCUCUCUGGAGAUCAUUUGUAAGCCAGCAGCGCCUAUCAAGCUCAUAGUUGUACAGUGUGUGGCUCAGAGCUCAGUUGCCAUAGAGAUCCCUGUCAAAAACCCACGAGGGAAGCCGCUGAGGCUGGAUGUGUACCUGGAAGGAGACGACCUGAGUGGAGCCAACCGGGUAUCAAUUCCUCCAGGGGAGACUCUCACCUACAAAGCCACCUUCUCCCCUGGCGCAGUGGGGAAGAGCACCGGCAGUGUGGUGUUCCAGUCAGAGAAGACGGGGGAGUUUUGGUAUCAGCUGGAGCUUUAUGCACUCCCUCCACCGGUCUUCAGGCUACCAGAGGACUGCUGUCAGCUGGGCAAAUGGACCAGGCUGAGCAUCCCCCAGGUUAACCCAACAGCUGAGACUCUGGAGUUGACUGUAACGAACAGUAACCCCAGAAACUACACACUGGAAAUGGAUUCAGGAAAUACACUUAUUGUGGAGCCCCACUCCUUCACCCAGCUUGGUGUCCGGUUCAGUCCUUCAUCCAUCGGAAAGGGGAACCACGCAGCAAAGAUCACUUUCACAUGCCCUCAGUUGCAGGAUUGGUGUGUGUUGUUUAGUGGGCGUGGCCUUAUACCAGACAGCGAGGAGCCUCUGAGCAUCUCAUCCCUGAUUGGCUCCAACGCCUCCAUCACCAUUCCCUUUAAAAACCCCACUGAGCUCCAAGUCGUGGUCGACAUCUCACUCACAGAUAAGGACCCAAAUGGGGCCUCCAACUACCAUCAAAUAACUACUGACAAGCAGGUCUUCUCUAUCCCUCUGAGACACACUGAAGGCAUUCAGAUCGGUGAAGGUGUCAGUUUGGAUGUUCCUGUAGUGUUUUUGCCUUACACCAUGGAGCUACAGCAUGCCUGGCUCUGCAUCACUAUGAAGCCCUGCAGCACCCCGGGGAGCAGUACCUGUAACGUGAGGUCAGAGCAGGAGUCGUCCACCAUCUGCUGGAUUUACCCUCUCCGUGGGAUUCCCAUGGAUCUGCCUGUGGAGAACUCUCCACUUGGCGUGCUCCGUUGUGAAGCGGGCUGCCAGCUGGAAAGGAAGUUGGAUGUUCUGCUGACUGGAUAUGUGCCGGGGAAUCAAGUCCGGAAAAGCCAGGAAGUUUCCCAGGUGAUGGUAGAAGACUUCCUGUGCACGGUUCGUUCAGACAGUGAGACAGAGCGCUCAGAUGUGGAAGACUGCCUCUCUGUCUCCGCUGAAUCAGCCAGGAGGGACCCUGAGACUGGAAUCGUAACACUCUCACUUAAUGUAGUCUACAGUCCCCUCAGGCCAUGCAGGUGUUCAGCCGUCCUAGCUGUGCAGUGUGUGUCCGGCAGGAUCUGGGAGUUUUCCAUCUCUCUCAUCAGCACAGAGCCUCAAGUGGAUGAUGUCAUCAUCACUGAGGCCACUGAGUUAGGCAAGACAUCAGCUGUGGGCUUCCAUCUGACCAGCACCACCAGGAGGCCAGAGCGGUUCACCGCAGCGUUCCUGCCCGGCAGCAGCAGUGAGUUCUCAGUGACUCCAGCCUCAGGGGUGUUACCUCCUGUUGGUUCUCCUGGAGCCCCCUUCAGCCUGUGCUUCACACCCAGCACACACAGCAACCACAGAGCAAGGCUAACCAUCCAGACAGAAGAUGUGCAGUGGACCUACGAGGUGAGAGGGGAAACCCCUCCUGACCCCCCCACCCAUCUGUAGCACACCCACCAGAGGCAGCUUUCCUGUGCCAAUCAAUCCGACCAAUCAACAGCUGAGGAGCUUUGUGGCUCAGAACCUCCGUCUCCCUGCCCUGGCUAACUCGUCCCCUCUCAAAGUCCGCAGAUAAAGGCAACGCCACUCUCAAACAGCUAA
Molecule: messenger RNA, 9484 nt
Organism: Gymnodraco acuticeps
Lineage: Eukaryota; Metazoa; Chordata; Actinopteri; Perciformes; Bathydraconidae
Product: cilia- and flagella-associated protein 47-like
Exons: 66
Coding region: 122-9331 (3069 amino acids)
Molecular function (GO): protein binding
Source: RefSeq, a predicted model, not a curated record